Molecule: messenger RNA, 525 nt
Organism: Lichtheimia ornata
Lineage: Eukaryota; Fungi; Mucoromycota; Mucoromycetes; Mucorales; Lichtheimiaceae
Product: peptidyl-prolyl cis-trans isomerase H
Exons: 7
Coding region: 1-525 (174 amino acids)
Biological process (GO): protein folding; protein peptidyl-prolyl isomerization
Cellular component (GO): intracellular membrane-bounded organelle
Molecular function (GO): peptidyl-prolyl cis-trans isomerase activity
Source: RefSeq, a predicted model, not a curated record
AUGGCAUCCACUGAAGAGCGACCCAUUGUCUUUUUCGACAUUUCUAUUGGCGAUGUCCCUGUAGGACGCCUAAAGAUGGAACUCUAUUCUGACAUUGUCCCCAAAACGGCAGAGAACUUUCGGCAACUCUGCACAGGAGAAUACAAACAUAACGGUGUGCCUCAAGGAUACAAGAACUGCUUAUUCCACAGAGUGAUCAAGGAUUUCAUGGUGCAAGGUGGCGACUUCCUCAAGGGUGAUGGUACUGGAUCCAUGAGCAUCUAUGGUGAGCGAUUCGAAGAUGAGAACUUUACAGUCAAGCACAACCAAGCAGGAUUAUUGUCCAUGGCCAAUUCAGGACCCAACACCAAUGGAUGCCAAUUCUUUAUCACUUGCGACAAGUGCGACUUUUUGGAUGGAAAACACGUUGUAUUUGGACAUUUGGUGGAUGGUUUAUUGACUUUGCGAAAGAUUGAAAACGUAUCCACUGGACAAAACAAUCGACCCAAGCUACCCGUUAAGAUUACAGAGUGUGGACAAAUGUGA